ACGAUGAAGGAUUGGUUGUUGUUAUUUGUCAAGGUUUACUUCAAGCGUUGUGAAGAGUAUGAGCGUCGUCUCGUUAAGAUCAAGGAGAUAUUUUGGCCUUUCCAGCUUUCGAUUCGAUUUCUCUGUUUUCGGCUUGUGUUUUAGUGAUUCCUCGUUUGAAUUUUAUCUUGGCUUUUCAAUCUCCUCACAUAAUCGAUUCCUCUUAGAAAAUUUUGUUGUUUUGGUUUGUUUCGAUCUUAUCUUCUUGGUUUCAUUUACAGUGAACACAAUUUAGAUAUAGUGCUUCUUCUUGUGUGAAUUCUUAGUUUAAACGAUAUGGCAUAUAGCUUUAGUUUUGACUGCUGUUUGAAUAAGUAGGAUUGUGCUCCAUUAAAAUAGAAUAGUUUUACUACCAUUCUUUUGUAUAGAUUUGAGCUAGAAAUAUUCCCCAGUGAUCUUGACUUUUGUUUUGUGCUUGCUUAUGAGUUACUGUAUUUUGGUUCUUGUACCUAAUUUUUUCUGUUCUCUCUUCGUGGAUUCAAUUGUGAACUAACUGAAUAAUUGCUCGUCUAUAGUGGCCUUACUUAACACUGUGAAUCUGAUGUUGUUUUAGUGAAUUUGGAUCUUUUAUGACAUAAUUGUUCAGUAUUCAUCUUCUAAUCAUUAUUCCGGACCAUGUUUUCAUCUUUAUUGGUAUAUUAAUGUUGUUAUAUACAUCUUUAGUUUAAACGGGUACAAAACAUUUUCUGUUUCAUGGGCAGGGUCUAAAUGGGCAGGGUGCGGCCAUUUUGACAUCACUACAAAGGCUUAAAUAUAUCUCUCUCUCCCAUCGCUGGAAAUCGGCUUGAUUCCUCCGUCACCACCUUGCCACGCCGGAGAUUUGGUCGCAAUGUUGUCGUUCAAUCUAUCUCAUCCUCUCUAUUUGAGAACCCGCCAUCUCAAGCUUUUAUCUUGUUACACAGAUUCGUCUUCUCCUUCAAUCGCUCGAAAGUUGAUCAAGGACUCGAAGCUAUCAAGAGUUUUCAGUAGAAAGCUACAAAUUGUAGACUAUGCUUCAUUAGUGCAAACCUUAAGCCAGAAAAGAUUGCCUAAAGUAGCUUAUGAGAUUUUCAUCCAAACGAAAUCAGAUAACCUGUUGCCAAAUUACAGAACGCUUUGUGCUCUUAUGCUUUGCUUUGCUGAAAAUGGGUUUGUUCUUCGUGCACGUACGAUUUGGGAUGAGAUUUUAAACAGUUCUUUCGUGCUUGAUCUUGUUGUCAUAUCAAAGCUCAUGUCUGCUUAUGAAAAGAUUGGUUGUUUUGAUGAAAUUUUCGUGAUCACCAAGGAUGUAAGUGUGAGGCAUUCGAAGCUGCUUCGGGUUGUAUGUUCACUUGCUAUAUCUUGUUUUGGAAAGAAUGGUCAGUUGCAAUUGAUGGAGGGUGUUAUAGAGGAAGUUGAUUCUAAGGGAAUGUCGUUAGAUUCUGGCACGUCUAAUGCGAUUGUUAGAUACUAUAGUGUUUUCGGUACUUUAAAAAAGAUAGAGCAGGCAUAUGGCAGGCUUUGGAAGUUUGGAAUUGUGAUAGAGGAAGAAGAGAUAAGGGCUGUGUUGCUAGCAUAUUUAAAAGAAAGAAAGUUUUAUCGGCUACGUGAGUUUUUGUCAGAUGUUGGUCUCGGUAGAAGAAAUCUAGGGAAUUUGUUAUGGAACUCUGUAUUACUUUCAUAUGCAGCUGACUUUAAGAUGAAAAGCUUGCAGAGAGAGUUUGUUGGAAUGCUUGAUGCGGGUUUCUCUCCUGACCUUACCACCUUUAACAUUCGAGCCCUUGCGUUUUCUAGAAUGGCUCUCUUUUGGGAUCUACAUCUCACUCUUGAACAUAUGAGACAUUUAAACAUUGUUCCAGAUCUUGUGACUUUCGGAUGUGUGGUCGAUGCAUACAUGGACAGGCGACUAGCAAGAAAUUUGGAAUUUUUUUACAACCAAAUGAACUUUGACGAUUCUCCUAUUGUCUUAACUGAUCCACUUGCAUAUGAAGUACUGGGGAAAGGCGAUUUUCAUCUUAGCUCAGAAGCUGUUUUGGAGUUUAGUCCGCGGAAAAACUGGACGUAUAGAAAGCUACUCGGAGUUUACUUCAAGAAAAAGUUGCGGAGAGACCAGAUUUUCUGGAAUUACUAGUCACCUACCACCUCUUUGCUGCAAAAACGUCAUGCUUUGCUUAUUACAAUCCGGAUGGUUUGAAACAUUGAGGUUGGAGAGCCUUCUUGCAACUAUAUUUACAUUUUUAUCAUAUAUGCAUGUAUUUACAAUGUUGUUCUGUCAAAUAGAUCGGUAUAUUAGAUUAUAUUACAAAGUAUAUUUUUUUUGUGCGAACAUAUUACAUAGUA
Capsella rubella is the source of this 2337-nucleotide messenger RNA. Its product is annotated as pentatricopeptide repeat-containing protein At3g42630. The transcript is spliced from 2 exons. Gene Ontology annotation, molecular function: protein binding. NCBI's taxonomy places the organism in Eukaryota, Viridiplantae, Streptophyta, Magnoliopsida, Brassicales, Brassicaceae. Bases 869 to 2128 code for a protein of 419 amino acids. The record is from RefSeq and is a predicted model, not a curated record.